AUGUCAGGAUGUGUAAUCAGUGACAAACCUGGCAACCACAACUUUGAGCUUCUGAAGAAGUUGGUUCUUCCCGAUGGAUCGAUUCUCAGGGCCCAAUUGCCUGGACGGCCCACAUUGGACCGUCUUUUUGUCGAUCCAGCCAGAGAUGGAACUAGGUUUUGUGAUCAUCAUCGUCAUCUUCAUCUAUUGCCUUUUUACCCUUUGAACCAAUGCAAUAAAAUCCACUUCCAUAUUUUUUUUGUGUGCAGCUUGCUUAAGAUUUGGAACACGAACAAGUUUUCUGGGGUUGUCGGAGUUUUCAACUGUCAGGGUGCAGGGUGGUGCAAAGUGACCAAGACAACACGGAUCCACGAUGCUUAUCCUAGUACUCUUACAACCUCUGUUCAAGCCAGUGACGUUGAUACCAUAGCUCAAAUUGCUGGACAAAAUUGGAAAGGAGAUACUGUAGUUUAUGCCCAUAGAUCAAGGGAAUUAGUUCGUCUGCCAGAAGGGGCUUCAUUGCCUGUGACGCUUCAGGUUCUUGAAUACGAACUCUUCCACUUCUGCCCUGUGAAGGUUGUUGCAGAAGAGAUUUCCUUUGCACCUAUUGGUUUGCUCGACAUGUUCAACUCUACUGGCGCUGUGGAGCAGUUUGAAGUCGAGAAAACCAAUGGUGGUUCCGAACCUUUAACUGGAAAACGUUUGCCUGUGGUGACAAUCAAACUCGAGGUUAGGGGAUGUGGGCGGUUCGGGUUCUACUCUUCUCAAAAGCCAAUUAUAUGCACUGUGGACAAAAUCGAGACUGAGUUCAACUAUGAAGCUGCCACUGGAUUAGGGACUCUGACCAUCUCAGUUACAGACGAGAAAAUAUAUAGAUGCUCGGUUGAAAUCCAAGUUUAAGUAAGAAUAUAGACGAAAAUCCUAGUAGCAUUUUUUCCCCCUUUCUCGGGGUAAAAAUUCGUGGUCAUUUGCUAAAAUUCUGUUAUCGCACAAACUAUUUUCUUGUCU
Molecule: messenger RNA, 987 nt
Organism: Erythranthe guttata (spotted monkey flower)
Lineage: Eukaryota; Viridiplantae; Streptophyta; Magnoliopsida; Lamiales; Phrymaceae
Source: RefSeq, a predicted model, not a curated record